This is a messenger RNA of Priapulus caudatus, 3050 nucleotides long. Its product is annotated as AP-3 complex subunit delta-1-like. Gene Ontology annotation, cellular component: endosome membrane; AP-3 adaptor complex; membrane coat. Gene Ontology annotation, biological process: protein targeting to vacuole; synaptic vesicle budding from endosome; Golgi to vacuole transport. Lineage: Eukaryota; Metazoa; Priapulida; Priapulimorpha; Priapulimorphida; Priapulidae. The record is from RefSeq and is a predicted model, not a curated record.
AUCAACCAUCUUGUUUUCGUGGCUAUGUGGAGAAAUGUUUAGUUGACUGAAAAACAGCUGUUAUUUGCUCUAUCUCUAAUUAAGAUAGUUCCUCAUGACAAUCGGCUGUUAGGUUUCACAGAAAAAGAAGAAGAGGAUAAAUCUUCAAAAUGGCAAAUACUAGACUAAAGAAAGUAAAGGACAAUUUCGAACGAUUGUUCGACAAGAAUCUGACGGACAUGGUCAGGGGAAUACGUAACAACAAGGAUAAUGAGGGACGCUUUAUUGCUCAGGUUGUGGAUGAAAUAAAGCUUGAACUGAAGCAGGAUAACAUUUCUGUGAAGGCAAAUGCUGUCACCAAACUCUGCUAUCUGCAGAUGCUAGGCUACGACAUAAGCUGGGCUGCCUUCAAUGUCAUCGAAGUUAUGAGCUCACCAAAGUUUACGUUCAAGCGAUCGGGAUAUCUCACAGCGGCGCAGUGCUUCCACGAGGGAACCGAUGUGAUGAUGCUCACGACUAACAUGAUUAGAAAGGAUCUGAACAGCUCGAACACGUACGACGCGGCCGUCGCGCUCACGGGCCUGUCCUGCUUCCUGACCUCCGACCUUGCUCGCGACCUUGCCAACGACAUCAUGACCUUGAUGGCUUCUACGAAGCCCUACAUCAGGAAGAAGGCGAUCCUCGUGAUGUACAAAGUGUUCCUCAAGUAUCCCGACGCCCUGCGACCGACCUUCGCUCGACUAAAGGAGAAACUCGAAGACCCGGACCCUGGUGUGCAAUCCGCUGCGGUGAAUGUCGUCUGCGAGCUCGCGCGCCGCAAUCCCAAGAACUACCUGUCGCUCGCGCCGAUCUUCUUCAAGCUGAUGACGAGUUCCACAAACAACUGGAUGCUCAUCAAGAUCAUAAAGCUGUUUGGAGCUCUGACACCGUUGGAGCCGCGCCUAGGCAAGAAGUUGAUCGAACCUCUCACAAACCUCAUCCACAGCACCUCUGCCAUGUCUCUACUCUACGAGUGCAUCAACACUGUGAUAGCAGUUCUUAUUUCUGUAUCUACAGGAAUGCCGAGCCACACCGCUAGCAUUCAGCUGUGUGUGCAAAAGCUUAGGAUACUGAUAGAAGAUUCAGAUCAAAACUUGAAAUAUCUUGGGCUUCUCGCCAUGUCGAAAAUCUUGAAGACGCAUCCAAAGUCUGUGCAGGCUCACAAGGACCUGAUUCUCAGCUGCCUCGAUGACAAAGAUGAAAGCAUCAGGCUGAGAGCUCUCGACCUGCUUUACGGAAUGGUCAGUACGAUAACACUGAUGGAGAUUGUGAAGAAGCUGAUGCGUUCACAUGGAUCCGCGCGGGAGGGCACGCGCCUUUACCGAGGACAGCUGCUUCUCCUAAGAUCAUCGAGAUCUGCCGCAGAACAAAACUACCAAUUCGCUACAAAUAUUCUCUGGUACGUGAGCAUCCUGGUGGAGCUGACGCGGCUGGAGGGCACGCAGCCACACGAAGAGCUCGUUGCCGGACAGAUGCUGGACGUUGCCAUCCGCGUGCAGGCCAUACGACACUUCGCCGUCUCCCAGAUGGCGAUUCUGCUGGAGAACGCUCACGUGUUGGUCGGCAACUCCCGUCGCAACAGCAUAUGCGAAGUCCUGUACGCCGCUGCCUGGAUCUGUGGGGAGUUCUCCGAGCACCUGCUCGACCCUCAGAACACGCUGCGGCACAUGCUGCGGCCGAAAGUGACCAACCUGCCCGGCCACAUCCAGGCGGUGUACGUGCAGAACAUCCUGAAGCUGUACGCGAGCAUCCUCGUGAAGGCCGAGGUCGAGGGCGAGCGGCGCCUCGUCGCCGACAUCACCGACAUGCUCGUCGACAAGCUCCCCGUCUUCGCUCAGAGUUCUAACCUCGAGGUGCAGGAGCGGGCGUGCUCGGCUGUACAGCUGCUCAAGUACGUGCUGAAGCUGGUCGAGAAAGAGGUCGCAGUCGCUGACGAGGUCCAGGCUCUCUUCACCGGCGAACUCAACCCUGUAGCGCCGAAAGCACAGAGGAAGGUGCCUGUACCCGACGGCCUUGACCUUGACGCGCGUAUCAACGACGCUCCAUCCUCGAGCUCCUCCGAAGAGGAAGACCUUAAAGAUGCGGGAGGUGCGUAAGGCCGAGCAGGCGACGAACCCUCACUAUCUGCGCGGCGAAGUCGCCGUGCGUAAGCCGGGCAAGAAGCGCCGCGGUGACGCCGCCAACUCUCACGUCGACGACAUUCCUGUCACUCAGCUCGACCUGUCCGUGCCGCUGAAGAUCACAGGGCUUCCAUUGUCAGAAGACUACAUUAAAAUGUCUAAUACACAAGAGAAAAAGAAGAAGAAGAAAAAGAAAAAGAAGGGGAAGAAGGGUAAAGAGGACUCCGACACGGAAGAGGAACCCCCGGCGGUGCUUGCUGUCAACACAGAAGUCGGAGAGUUGCCUGAGGGAGCUAAAGAGACGGACGAUGAGGAUGAGGGUGUGACAAAUGACCCGCACAAGGCUCUGGAUAUCGAUCUAGACGUCCCCCUCGAUGACUCAGAGAAGCUAAGGGUGGCGACGUAUGCAGCACCCACGGUCGGCGUGCUCACUGCAAACACACCCACCGCCACGCCCUCCACGCCACCCCCGGUGUUCGAGAAGGUGAAGAAGAAGCAUCAUAGCAAGAAGGAGACGGAGAAGAAGCACAAGCGAGAGAAGAAACACAAGAAGAAGCGUAGGACUGAGUCGACCGAGGUAACAACCACUGAUCUUCCAGAUGAGAACCACGUCGGCUUGGACGAGAAGAAAAUGGAUGACAUUGAGUUCUGGCUGUCGGGUGUGGACGCUGCACAGCAGGACAGCAAGGUGGCGCCACCGGCAGCAGCGAUGCCGACGCCAACAAUAUCACUCAACAAUAGGCCAGCCGAGCCACCCAAUAGCUUGCCGGUUACCGUGGAAACGAGACCGGCCGAGGAUGAUGUGGAUGUUGGAAAGAAAUCGAAGAAGAUAGUCGCCAAUGAAUGCAAGACGAAGAAAGGAGAAGGCGGCCAGGCAGCAGGAGGGCCGUGACGCGCCGAGAGAGAAGAAGG